This is a messenger RNA of Cyprinus carpio (common carp), 9136 nucleotides long. It is a transcript of the gene mtcl2, whose product is annotated as microtubule crosslinking factor 2. Gene Ontology annotation, biological process: regulation of autophagy. Lineage: Eukaryota; Metazoa; Chordata; Actinopteri; Cypriniformes; Cyprinidae. The record is from RefSeq and is a predicted model, not a curated record.
AUUCGUCACGGUCAGAGCCGCUAUCUGGGCGGAGAGAAAGAAACCCAACUGAACUAACCCUCCAGCCGACACUCAGCAGAGCAGCAGCCGCAGUUCAAAACUGAGGACGCACGGGGGAUAUCUCGCAGACGUGGUAAACAGAAGAAAACAGAAGCAUCUCAAGCCAAGCAAUUACAUUCUCUUUUGGAUUUACAAAGGUUUUGGUGUCGGCUGGUCUAGUGUGAAGCGUUUACCAGUUCAGCUUCUGUGUUUGAGGAGAGGAGGAGGUAGCCUACAUUUCAUCUAUACUCGGGUCUCGUAAACGGAAUGAAUGACCAAGACAAAGGUUGACACCGGUUCCCCGACGCAUUUUGUCUCGUCGAAGGAGAAGAGGCAAAAGCAGAAAAUGGAGAGCAGCACUGGAGAACAAGAGCAGCCGCAGCCGUCCCCACAGCAGCCUGCGCAGCCGCUACAAGUUACCGAGAAAAAGAAAAUACACCGGGCACCGUCUCCAGCAAGACCCAAAGAUGUGCCCGGGUGGUCCCUCACUAAAAUCCGCGGCGGCAUCGGCACGCCGACGCUGAGCGUUAAACCGGGGGCCAUAUAUUUAGGCGGCCGCGUGUCCAGACGUAGUCCUGUUACCGGGAAGGAGACAAAAACAGAGAAGAGUAAACCGGCCGGCAAACCCGCGCUGUCCGCGCCCGGUGCUCAGAAGAGCAUCGUAAAGUCUAAUAAAAGCGGCCGGAGAAAAGUCUCGGACGCCAGCAUCGGAUCGGAUGAUUUGAGCAAGGACUCCGGCUGCGCUCCGGGGAAACUCUCACCCACCGACAGCAGCUCGGAGCUCUCCGACUGCGCCUCCGAAGAGAAUAAAGUCUCCACAGAUGCGCUCAGCAGCGACACCGAGACCAGCAGCCGCGGGGGCAUCGACGGCGAGAAAGCGCCAGCUGAUCAUGGACUGUUGGACAAAAGUGGACAAACCAAGACCAGCGUGGAGAAAGAGCGGCUCUCGCUGGGAAUGGAGACCGCAGAGGGGAGCGUCUCUCCCGGCGACGAGCGCUCGCUCACCUCGUUCGACAGCAGGAUGCCCGCCAGCACGUCCCUGGCGUUUUCCGACCUGACUGAGGAAUUAAUGGACGGGAUGCAUGAGGAAUUAGUCAGGGAAAUAGAGGAACUCAGGUCGGAGAAUGAUUAUUUAAAGGACGAGAUGGAGGAGCUUCGCUCUGAGAUGCUGGAGAUGAGGGACAUGUACAUGGAGGAGGAUGUCUAUCAGCUCCAGGAGCUCAGACAGCAGCUGGAUCAGGCCAACAAAACCUGCCGCAUCCUGCAGUACCGCCUCAAGAAGGCAGAGAGACGCAGCAUCCGCGUGGCCCAGACCGGACAGGUGGACGGGGAGCUUAUCCGAACACUGGAGCAAGAUGUCAAGGUGGCAAAAGACGUGUCCAUCCGUCUGCAUAAUGAGCUGGACACUGUGGAGAAGAAGAGAUCUCGUCUGGAGCAGGAGAACGAGGAGCUGAGGGUGAAACUGCAGGAUCUGGAGGUGGCCAAGCAGGUCCUGCAAGCCGAGAUGGAGAAGUCCAGAGAGAACAUGAAAAAGAGAGGUGCCAGACCAAACAACAAGCCUGAUAAAAAAGCAUCGCCUCAGCCUCCAGAGGACAGUUCAGACCUUAAGUGCCAGCUUCACUUCGCCAAAGAGGAAUCAGCUCUCAUGUGCAAGAAACUCACUAAGAUAGUUAAAGACAACGAGGCCAUGAGGGAGGAACUGGCAAAGUAUCGCUCUCUAUAUGGAGAUGUUGAUGCAUCACUUACUGUUGAAGAGGUCGCCGAUUCUCCUCACACCCGAGAGGCUGAGGUCAAAGUCCACCUGAAACUGGUGGAAGAGGAGGCGAACCUCCUAAGCCGACGGAUCGUAGAGUUGGAGGUGGAGAACCGCGGCCUUCGUGCCGAAAUGGAUGAUAUGAAGAUCCAAGAUUCCCCGGGUGGAGUCGGCAUCACGGGUGGAGUCGGAAGUCAGCUGCUGCUUUCUACAUCGGAGAAUGUGAUGGAGCUACAGCGCCACCUCCAGUUUGUGGAAGAAGAGGCGGAUCUGCUUCGGCGCUCCCUGAUAGAAAUGGAAGAGCAGAACAAGCUGUUGAUGAAUGAGCUCAACCACUACAAGUCUGAGCUUUCCGCUGUCACUGAAAUAGAGCCGUCGUCAUCCACAACCAUCACUUCACCCACGAUCAUCCCUGGUGCUUCUGAAGAUGGAGGAUCUGGUAUAAACGAAGCCAGCCAUAAAGAACUACUUGCUGCCAGGCUUCAGAUCGUAGAGCUGAACGGCAAAGUAAAGAAGCUCCAGUACGAAAACCGUGUGCUUUUGUCCAACCUUCAACGCUGCGACUUGGCCUCCAACCAGGGCUCCACACGUCCAGCACUGGAGACUGAUGCUGAAGCAGGGGACUCCGCUGAGUGCGUCCCCAGCCAGGCGCACCGCGAAGGCCCAGUUGGUGACGAGCAGAAUGAUAUUCUGGAGGAGAAGAAUCUGAAAGUUUCAAGAACAAGUCACACUCAUACUGCUCACUGCGUCAGCAUAAAAGACCUUCUCGCCAUCCGUGACCAGGCACAACUUGUUACCUCAGCCAUUCAGCUUUUGACGUCACCCGACCCCUCCUGUAUCUCACCAGAUGCCCUCUAUCGUAAGAUUACGACAAACGAGUCUGCAGAACCAGUUCUGCUAGAGAAGAGCCAGACCCAGAGCUCCACGCUGCCCCUGGUGGAGGUUCUGCAUGGCAGACUGCAGUCCCUCCAGGCUCAGCUGCAGGCCCUCAGUGAGAGGGUGGAUGCCCUGGGGCAGCCCCCAGAGAGGGAGCGUGUGGAAGGGAUGUCCCUGAUGCCCCUGCUGUCUGAGGCAGAAGACCCUGCAGCAAAUUGCUCAUGCCCUGCAGAUGCUCAGUUCAACCAGAACACGACCCAACAGAAGCCUGACUCUAGAGACCAGCCAGACUGUGAGGUCAAAGUUCACUCGUGCAAGGCAGAGGAGGAGAGCAACAGCCACAAAGACAGCAACAAAGACGAGGAAUCUGACUUAAAGGAAACAAACUCUCAUCUGCUGACAGAGCAGGUUGGCGAGCUGCACGCUCUGUUGUCUGAGGCGAGAGAGAAAGCUCAGGGAGCACAGGAAGCACUGUCACAGGAGAGACAGGCGCGCAACAACGUCACACAUAAACUCUCUCAGCUUCAGGAAGAGCAUCAGAAGGUUCUCCUCCGCUGUGACUUCCAGCUGCAGAGUCUGAGCCUGCAGACGCGUCUGCAGCAAAAGCUGUGGAGUCAGGAGAGAAACCUGCUGGUGCAGGAGUCACAGCAGCUCAAAGAGAGCCUGCUCAUCAUCAGCCUCAAGCUGCGCUGGCUCCUCAAACAGUGGAGACUCGGCAAGAAACUAGACACAGAGAGCAAGGAUAUCCUAGAGGUUAACAGUGUAAAAGAUCUUCGUAUCCUGCUUGAGGAAGAUGGCCUGUCUUCCCACUAUGGAGACAACAAGAUGUCAGCUGCUGAGGAGCAGCCACUCAACCCUACACCCAAAGAGCACAGCCUGGCAGAGAAAAGCUGCCCACAGACUGGUGGAUUCGGCAGUACUCUGUCGGACCUGAAGGUGGCGCUACAGGACCUGAGCGCUGAACUGCGCGAGGAGUGUCAGAGUUCACAGGAGUUAACGCAGCAGUUUGCCCGUGCUAAAGCAUCAUGGGAAGUCGAACGGAUGGAACUCAAGAGCAUUAUCACUCAGCUGGAGGGUAAGAUGGGGAAGGCAUCUGUGGCUGGGGGUGAAAAGGAUUCUCCAGACCUCAAGGGGGCACUAAAAAAGGAGCGGGAGGAGCAUCAACACCUGUUGGCGGACUCUUAUGCUGCUGUGAUGGACCUCACCAAACAACUGCAGAUCAGUGAGAAGAACUGGAGCCGAGAGAGGCUAGAGCUUCUGGAGCACUUCAACCAGGAAAGAAGUCAAUGGGAACAGCAUUUACGAGAAGCCCAGAGCAAAGGCACACAGUCUCUGCAUGAUAAAACAUCUGAAAAGGAAAUCUCAGCAGAUGCAGCCACCAGUGGUUCAGGACUGCAAAGGACCAAAUCAAUUUCUGGCCUCUCUGAAUUUAAGUGUCUGCUGGACACUAGUCUGUUCCUUUCUGGUCACAAGGUCAGCGGAGUGUCAGAGUGCAAUGUUCCACAGCAUCAAACUACUGCUCCUGCCUCCAUUCUGGCUCGUACCGACUUAAGUGAUCUCAAUAAGAAGAAUUGGAAGUACCUGACCAAUGAUUCUGCAAUGCUAGAGAAAGGUGACCAGUUUAAGACAUGGGACUGCCCAAGCACCAACUCUAACAGCAGCUUCCCUGGACUGGAGUUGAGCAAGGAGUACAUCCAGAGAAGUUACACUGCUCCAGAUAAGACGGGUAUUCGCAUAUAUUACAGCCCUCCAACUGUGAGGAGAAUGGAGAGGAGGCCAGUCAAAGAAAAGGCCCAGCAGGAUCCUCAGCAAGGACCAUCAUCUAGAGACGCAGCCAUGAUAGAUCCAUCAGGUCAGACUGCUGCAUCUGCACCUUUGUUGACCACUUCCUCAUCCACUUAUGAGCAGUGGUUGAGCUCACUUUCACAGCAACAUAGAGACCUGCUUGAGGGACGGACGGGAGGUUCUGCACCAUUCCACGGACUGGAAAUUUCAGGCAACCUUAGUGAUGACAUGAAAGAGAUGACCAACUGUGUGCGACAGGCCAUUCGCUCCAGUUCUCUGGAGAGGAAGUGCAGCAAAGAUACAGGGAGCCAGACAGUUGGUGUUUCAAGUACAGGAACACAAACAGCACAGUUUGUCAGCAUUGGCCUACAAACCGAUGGACCCAUCCCAACAGCUAGAGGCCUUCAAGGGAAAGCAUGGUCUCCUCGUCCAUCCACCUCACUUUCAUCUGCACGCUCCCGACAGAUUUCUUCAUCUCUAGAGAAAGUCCACAGUCGCAUAGAUAGACCAUGUUGCUCACCGAAAUAUGGCUCACCUAAGCUUACCCGCAGGGUCUCCACUUCCUCCUCCAAACUGGAGACAUCCUCAACAUCUUCAAGGGAUCGCAGUAUAUGGAAUCUUCAUAACCGUAGUGGAUCUCAGAGCGGUUCGGCCUGGGCACGUUCCACCACAACCCGAGACAGCCCAGUGCUUAGUGGCCUCAAUGAUGGCUUAACCAGUCUAUUCAGUGUGGUGGAACACUCCGGAAGUGUUGAAUCAUUAUGGAAAGCAGAUCCAUGCCCGGGAAGACAAGCUGCUGGGAAACCCUCCUGUCCUAGCAUAGGUAUUGGACUGGGAGAAGCGGGAGCUCAGAAGUACGGCAUGGUCCAGGAGUUUAUCCACAAUGUAUGCGGCAGGACUGCGCCAGCAGAUACCAUGGAGGAACCAAAGCCUGAAUGCCUACCUGGAGCAUUGAUUGGCACAGACAACAUCACGAAGAUCGUCAAUAAGAGGUUUAUGAAAACACAAAGAAACGAGUUUGUAGCCACUGGAAAGGAUGCAAUGAGCUCAAGCUCUAGUACCCUGGAGGAUUCAGUUUGUGACUGCAGCUCACAAACUGCCACUUCCUGUUUUGCCCGCCACUCCCGCUCCACCACACGACAUACCCAUGGCCAGUGCAAACAUCGAGUGCAAGAGUUACCCAUGGGAACUGAGGAGCGAUUCGAUACCAGUAUUGAAUGAGAAUGAGGGUGACCUUUUGUGACACCCAAAAAGUACACAAAGAAGACAACUGUCAACACCCACCCCACACACACUGCCACACACGCCAAUACACACAGACACACCCUUAAACAAACAAAUACAUACUUCAUACCUUCAAUAAAAGUCUUCAGGAUUACAACAAUGGGACCUUGAAGAAUUCCUGCAUCUGGAGUUUCCAAACCAGAUCUCAGUUUAACCAGCACACUUUAAUGCCAAGGAAGGGGAAAGAGUUGACCUCUCCUUUAGGUCCACCAUUUCACUGUCAACCAGCCAGAUUCCACAUUGUAAGUCCAUCAUUCCAGCGUAAACCAGCCAGACAUGCCUUUAAAGUCCACCAUUCUACAGUCAUCCAGUCAGACCUCUUCUUAAACUCUGCCAUUCCUCUGUUCUUCGUCCAGCCACCAGGACAGCUUAGCCAGCCAUUUCAAUCCCCGUUUAAGAACUUGAGUAAUCCAAACCAAGUUAACACCAGAUCUUAAUGAAGUCAUGUAAAUAUAAAGGGAACAUAAAGCAUGCAACUGAACUACACAAACCAAGAACCUCAACAUGGCCUUCCGUAAGAUCAUGAUGUUUUUUUGACAACUGCCCAGUGGCCCUUACUUUUGACUACAAACAGCAUUGCUUGGAGUAGCUGUAAAAUUGUCCUGUAACCAGCCCUUGAUGGAUUCUACAAAUUCACAACUUUUUGAGUCUACAAUGGACCACUUUUCCCUUCAGUGUUUAAGAAAGGUGUUAUCACCCAAAUUAAGUGUGGUCUCAAUUUGGUAUUAAGUUUAUGUUCUCUAAACACAAUCAUCAAACUAGCUUGUUUCAUCCACUAUAUAGACUCUGCAACUACUUGGGACCAUGUUCCAUUUUCAAACCAGCCAAAAUAUGAAACUCUGAAUCUACCCCUGGAUUUCUCUAAAAAAGGACUGGAUGAUAUGAUUGAUCAUAUUGCAUUAUGGAUCAGUCCUUUUUAAAACGUAAUAUUCUUAUUAUGCUGUCUGAAGAUGUCUACGAAGAGCACGUUGGUAGCUGUAGAGUAGGAGGAUAGCAGUUUGCUUUGGUACUUAGUACUGUGUUUAAAGUGUUUGAACAUUUACAUUAACACGUAAAUCUCCAUUCCCUGGCUAGGAUGUCCUCAUGAAUUUUAAAGUGUAAUUGUCAUUUUUAUUCUUACCCUGUAGUUCUACAGAAGACAUGUUGCCAGGUGCAUCUUCUGCAAUCCUCCUCUUUAUUUUCUGUGUGUCUACCUCUUCAUCCUCUAUCAUUAUGCUGAAAUAAACCUAGUGGACCUUCAGUCAGGGUAGGCGCCAAUUUUCAUUUGAUGGGAAUGAAAAACAUGAGAACAUGAGAAAAACUCUGCACAACUUGAGUUGGGAAAAUUAGCUGUGACUGUAGAAAACCUAUUGAACUGAGACCUUGUUCUAAAUAUAAUGCUUGUGGUCAACCUUUAAGGCAUAGUAUUGGUUAAAUAAUGCUGCAUAGACUGUCAGGUAGUACCUGUAUAGUUUAUAUCAGUGCAAGCUCAGCAAAAGUGGACAUAAAAGAUGCUUAUUGGCCUAAAGGGGAGCUCGUAAGCACCCUUUUGAAACCUAAAAUGGUAAAUGGGACACCCUAUAUGCCCUAUUGCGGCAUUUGCAGCAGUAUGUCAAUCUCUUACAGCCUCAUUCAUGCCAAAUUGAAUGUCGUCUACCCUGACUAAACCCCAUAAUCCUAUUUUCCAGAACACAUUUGAAAGCCUCACAAUAUACCAGUUAUGCAGAUAUUACAUAUAUAAACAGAGAUAUGUUUAAGACUGAAACACUGAAUGAUAAUUAAUUGGCCAUAGUGAGAUUUUGAGAUUAGUACGAUUUUAUCAGAUAAUCCCAAAAUAUAAUCCAUAAUCUGACUAUUCAUGUAGCUAUGCAGUUACCGUAAUACGAGUAUGUGCCUCCCUGUAUCUGCUCCUGCAUCAAGUAUGUUUGUAAUGUGUUUUCUCCAAUCUCCAGUUGGAGUGGUGCUGCAGAAAGUUUAGUCUUUUUCGCUGGUGCUUAUUUUAGAUUUGAUGACAGUACAUUAGAGGAAACAUUUUUGUAUGCAUUUCUCGAGCCAUAAGGAAUUGGUGAUUCAUCUUAUAAAUCGGGCAUUAGUAAAGUUUUAGAAUAUCAAUUUCUCAAUGUCUGGCGAAAAAAUAAACAAACAAACAAACAAACAAACAAAAAAACAGUCAGAUAUUAUAAACCUAGCCUAUUAUUUCCUAGACAAUGUCUCCUCUUUAUCUGUCACAGCCUUGCCAUAUGUCCCACAGCUACCUCUUAAAUCAAAACUGUAUCUUACAUUAUGUUUAACCCAUUCAUGUUUCAUCUGGAAGGUCACUAGAGUGCCUUUUUAAAAAAAUUAAAGCAACAAGAUAUCUGUUAGGAGUAGGUUUAUGAGGAACCAUCUAAUGAUGGCAGUGAUACAACAGAUGUUCUCAGAAGACUGCUGUUAGCUACUGAACCCCUCUGUUUUUUUAAAAAAGGCAAAAAAGAGACAAAGUCUGUAUUCAUAAAGUUAAAUGAAAUGCAAAUUCAAUCUCGAGUGUAUAUUGUAAUUUAUUACAGAAGCCAAAAUACAGUUUGAGGACAUCUAAGAGUGUAAUCUGCUAAUAUAAUCAGUCCAACCCUUCUUUAUAAGCCAUUUUAACUUGUUUGAAUGUUUCCUGAGUUGAGUCUAAUGAUGUAGCUUUGCCCACUUAUACAUAUCAGACAAACGGUGUACCAUCCCUUCAAGUGCCCCUUAACCCGUUUAGUCUUGGUAUUCAUGCUUCUUUUUUUGUCACAUGAUCUCUGAAAAAAACAGGGGGAAUGACCUUAGUUCAGGAGCUUUUCAUUUGAGCGCUCCCAUAAUGCUAAAGUCUUACAUCAAACCCUACUGAUGGUUUGAAAAUUUCCCAAAAUUUAGCAGAAGAAUGUAAAUGCUACCAAUUACACACAGUUUUAUAGCAAUUCUUAAACCAGUGACAGAAGUUUAAAAGGUCAUGUGGUUGGUGGAUUUAGAUUUAAAGAUGUUGUUUUCGUGGGAGCAACUCUCUGAUUGGCCUUCCUGUUCACAAUAUUGGUCUGUGUCAUCACAACACCCUGUUUUAAUGCCUAGCAAUAUAUACAACACCUUGUUGCUUAUUCUUGUCAAUAUUGUUUUCUAAAUUAUUAUAAAGAGAAUGCGUGUAUAUUUCUUUUCUGUUUCCAUUUGAAAUCUCUUUCGAAUGAAAAAAGAUGAUGACAGAUGGACAUUGAGAAACCUUUCUAAAUGUUUUAACUUGAAAUCAAAUAUACUGUAAAUAAAUACACAAUUUGUACUCUUUCUAUCCUCGUGUAGGAAAUGUUGAAUGUCUCUGCCAACUUGAGCUUGAAUUCUGUACCUUUCCUCACCUGAAUUAAACACAUGAGAAGAUUUUGUGUAAAUAGAAACAUUUUAAAAAUAAAAGUGCUGAAAAUU